Molecule: messenger RNA, 1815 nt
Organism: Salvelinus namaycush (lake trout)
Lineage: Eukaryota; Metazoa; Chordata; Actinopteri; Salmoniformes; Salmonidae
Product: interferon-induced protein with tetratricopeptide repeats 3-like
Exons: 3
Coding region: 283-1560 (425 amino acids)
Biological process (GO): defense response to virus
Cellular component (GO): cytosol
Molecular function (GO): protein binding
Source: RefSeq, a predicted model, not a curated record
CUUUGAAUGCACGGAAACAGGAAGUAGAGUACGCAGACAACAGCUAAAAACAACGUCACGCUUCAGCCUCGGGAAAAUAUUUGUUUUUCAACAACAUAAACGUUUUCAAUAUAUUCUCUAAAGAAAAGUCACGCCUUGGGAGUUUUAUUGAAGACUCAGUUAUUAGCGAUCUGUCUAGUUUUGCAUGGGAACUCAAUUCCAGGGCAGAAUAACUGUGUUCACUGACACUCACUUGUCCAGGAAACUCAGGGACAUCCACAAUAAUUACUCGACUGCCCAACUAUGAACCCUACUCAGACAGCCCUGAGGACUAAACUGGAGAAGCUGGAGUGUCACUUCACCUGGGGGCUGGAGGUCAGCAGGUACAAGCUGCUCAGUAUCAGAGAUCACCUGGAGGACAUUGGCAGUGACGAGAGCUAUCCAUGGCUGGGUCAGAAGUACAACUUGUGGGCUUAUGUACACCACACCCUGGGCUCCACUAGCAUGGCCCUACAGUGCCUCAGUAAUAAGGCAGAGGUGGCCUUUCACCAAAACAAUCCUUUAGACACAAUGGGUCCUUGGCUGCUGGUCCACUAUGGAAACCUAGCCUGGGUUCACUAUCACCUGGAUAACCAGGCAGAGAGCCAGGCGUAUGUGACAAAGGUCGCGGCACUGCUACGGGAUUACCCCUCACCGUCCCAGGGAGAACUGCACCCCGAGGUAUGUGCUGAAAAAGCCUGGACCCUCAUGAAGUGUGGCCAGGACAAAAGACAGAAAGCGAUAGAGUACUUCCAAAUGGCUAUUAGGAUGGAGCCUGGGAGAAAGGAGUGGCAAUCGAGCCACGUCUUGGCCCUAGACUCAGUUAUCUUUUCUAAAAGGCAGGAGUCUGAGUUUCUAGAGAAGUUGAGACUUGCCAAGGAACACGAUCCAGACAACUUGUAUGUAGCAAGUGUUUACCUGUUAAGACUUGGCAGGAGUGGCCAGGUGAGAAGAGAGGAAGCACAAUGUCUAGCCAAGCAAAUUUUAAAGAAGCCUGCCAGCUGCUAUAAUGGUAUUAAACCCUUACUUCGCUUUUACAGGCAAUAUUUUUCACAUGAUGAUGCUAUUGACCUUGCACACAAGGCUCUGGAAAGACAUCCAAAUGUGCGUUACCUGAAAAAGCGGCUUGCAAAGUCCUACAAAUGGAAAAUCAAUUCAGGAGGUAGAUGGCCUAAGGGUGACAGUCUGAGCCAGAGUUUGAUCAACAAAGCCAUCAGUGUCUAUAUGGAAGUGGUCUUACUCUACCCAGAGACGUCAAUUAAGGUCAAACUGGAGCUUGCAAGCAUCUACGCAAAAUCAAGAAUUGACAAGAGGGAAUUAGCCAAUCAGAUCUAUGAGGAAUUACUCGCCAGCGUACAGGAUCCAUCCAAGUUACAGUUGCUCUACAACCAAUACGCUACAUACCUGUAUUCCGACAUUAAGGAUUACAAUGGAUCAAUUGAUUAUCACAAGAAGGCAGCAGAAAUACCAAAUUCUAACAAAUAUGGUAGAAAGAGUAUAAAAAUUUUGAGGAAGAUCAGAGAAGAGGGGGGAAAAUUUUAAGAUGUGGGAGUGUAAUUCUGUGUCCUUGUAUAUAUAAAAACGGAACAGAGUCCUGCCUACGGAUCAGAGAAGAGGGGGGAAAAUUGUAAGAUGUGGGAGUGUAAUUCUGUGUCCUUGUAUAUAUAAAAACAGAACAGAGUCCUGCCUACGAACAAUAAAUAUGUGAUAUCACCCAAAGCUUUGGACUUGGCUGUACACUGCGCUUUGUAACUGUUAUUCUCUCUGAACUCAGAAAUAAAAUCUGUUUGACUUGGA